AUGGCAGCCCCCAGGCAGAGUGUGCUUUUCCCUCCCCAUCCGCACCACAUCCCUGGCUAUGAGGGCUUCCUCCCUCAGUACAACUACCAGUUUGGAGAGACCUAUGGCAAAACCACGUACCGCCUGCUGACAGACCCACACAUCCGGAGGAGCCCUCGCUCCGUGCUGGCGCCGCUGUGCAAGCCGAGGUUCAUUGAGGACUUCAGUGGGACGCAGCACGGCCUGCAGCCCUUCCUCCCCGAGCACCCAGGGUACUUCCCUUAUGACAGAGCCAGAGCUCUGACCAACUUCCCAGAAGCAGAUUUUGGGCCGAAGCCACCCGCACCAGGGCCGGCAGAGGAGGAGCUGACGCACGCGGAGGCCCAGCAUGGCCAUGGCGGCUCUGGGCUGAGUGGGUGCCCACCGAGUGUGGCCUGGGAUCCCUCGGGGCCACCGCAGGGCCAGGAGUGGCGGCUGCCCCCAAUCCGUGCAGCCUGUGGGCAGGGCAGGCUGUGUGGAGCUGCAGGAACCGGGCAGCCCGUGAGAGCCGAAGGUGUGACGCUGCCAGCAGCCGUGGAUUGGCGGCUCCCCAGGCUGGAUGUGCCCAGAGUGAUCCAGCAGAAGGUCAUCCCAGGGUACGCUGGAUUCAUACCACGAUUCACGUGGGCCCUGGGCACAAAUUACCUGCAGGGUGUGAAGGAAGCCAUGGCUGAAUUUGACAGACAGCAGCUUCUGGAGAGGAACCCAAUUCACAGCUUUGGCAAGAGAUUUCCCCAGACAUACUGGCCUGGCAGCAACAUCUACACCAGCGCUGGACUGAUACCAGCCUACACAGGCUUUGUCCCACACCUCCGCGACACCUACGCUCUUACUUUUACAAACAGCACCCGCAAGGCUUACGAGAUGGAACAAAGGAGACGAGCCUGUGCACUGUGA
Messenger RNA from Tympanuchus pallidicinctus (lesser prairie-chicken), 915 nucleotides. It is a transcript of the gene CIMIP2A, whose product is annotated as family with sequence similarity 166 member A. Lineage: Eukaryota; Metazoa; Chordata; Aves; Galliformes; Phasianidae. The coding region runs from base 1 to 915 and encodes 304 amino acids. The transcript is spliced from 7 exons. The record is from RefSeq and is a predicted model, not a curated record.